GUCCCUGCAUGCCUGCUCGAAAAACUAGGCCUCACCAGCGCUUCUCAGCACAGCACGCACCGUUCACUGUAGCGAGUAGACCAGAUUCAUCAUGAAGUCAGCUUGGACCGUCGCGGCCGUCUCGGGCCUUGUCGCUGCAGCAUCCGCUCACCCAACAGCGCGUAGCACCCAGUCCUGGAGCAAGCUGCGUGAGAAUAUCAAACACGUCAUCUACAUCACCCUGGAAAACCAUUCCUUCGACAACAUCGCCGGCUAUUGGGACUUCCACCCGGACAUUGACAACCUGCGCAAGAUUGACUACUGCAACGAAUACACCAAUGCCAAUUGGACUGUGUGGGGAGAACCACUGGAGAUCUGCGCUGCCCCAUUCGAGACGGAAGUCCCGCUAGUCGAUCCCGAUCACAACUUUGCCGGAGUCACUUAUGAGAUCUUCCGCAAGUGGAACGUCACUAAGGAUGAUGUCCCCAACAUGGGUGGUUUCGUCGAGCGCCAGUCUGAAAAGUAUGAGUCAACUCCCGGAGAUGCAGCCUUUGUGAUCAAGGCAUAUGAUCAGAAGAAGACCGCCCUGCUAGCAGAGCUGGCGAAAAACUUUGCCUUCUUCGACGCCUACUUCGCCGAGCACCCCGGCCCGACCAACCCCAACCGCCAAUUUGCAACCUCCGGAUCGAGCUGUGGCUUUGUUGAUAACACUGACCAGGCUGCUGGGUAUUGGAACAACGUCACGGGUACUACAUGCGCCACAUCGAUCUUCGAAUCGCUGAGCAACAAGAAUAUCAGCUGGAAGAAUUACUAUGAGACCGACAUCAUCGAUGCAUACAUGUACAAGUGGGUUCAAGACAACGCGAUGGAUCAUUUAGCCCAUGCGGACGAGUUCUAUCGCGACUUGGAACAGGGUACCCUGCCCACGUUCUCGUAUAUCAACCCCGAGUGCUGCACCAUCGACUCCAUGCACCCAACCAGCCCCAUGGCAUCUGGUGAACAGAUGAUCAAGCACUUGUACGAUGCUCUUCGUGGUUCCAAGUACUGGGAUAAUGCUCUUCUGAUCAUCAACUUCGACGAGCAUGGUGGUUUUGCCGACCACGUUCCUACCCCGUUGAACGUGCCGCAGCCUGAAGAUAACAUCACAUUCAGCGGCACGUCCGAAGGUCGCCAAGUCAGCUAUGACUUUACUCGCCUGGGUGUCCGUGUUCCUGCCUUCCUCAUUUCCCCCUUCAUCCCCGCAAACACCCUUAUCCACGACAAAGGUACCUCGUACGCCGACAACUCCGCCUACACCCACACCUCAAUCUUGCAUUUCCUCCAGGAACUGUGGGGACUGGAGGGCCUCAACAACCGGGUCCAAUGGGCCAAGACCUUUGAGUAUGUCUUUUCAGGCACCAGUCGGGAUGAUACGCCAAAGACCUUGUCGACCCCGACUUGGGAGGGUGGUAGUGGACAGCCUGAGCCUAGUGCAUUCUAUCUACUGAAUCAGGACUAUAGCUAUUAUGCUGAUCUGUAG
Molecule: messenger RNA, 1498 nt
Organism: Penicillium brasilianum
Lineage: Eukaryota; Fungi; Ascomycota; Eurotiomycetes; Eurotiales; Aspergillaceae
Source: the annotation of a GenBank genome assembly